CACGUGAUGUUUGCCAGACCUAAUUCACGGGGCUGUAGUUAUCUACAACGAGAUCCGUGUGUGCAAGGGGUACAGGUGGGUUGAAUGUGUGUCAAUUCUUACACUGGCACAGCCAUGAGCGGGGCACUGACAAUUUCCCUGCUGCUUCUGGGGGCGUGUGGUGUGUCGGGUUAUGGAGAAUACCGGAAGCGCCUUCCGAAUGGCGAACGGGUCCCUCAUCCCUGUCGGGCCAACUUCUACUGGCAUGGCGUGGGUCACAUCAACGCUCUUGGUGGAGGAAACCGAAACGACUUUGGCAAAGACUUCGCUUCUCAAGGUCACAUGUGGACACAAGAAUUGUGCCGUUUAGAUUCUGAUGGUGACGGUAUGACCAACGGUCAAGAGCUUGGUGACCCGAACUGCGUGUGGACUGCAGACAGUGGUAACCUCCCGUCACGGACAACCGACAUUACUCACCCAGGUGUGUGUGACCCUUUUGACUCCCCUGCCUGUCAAGCGAAGAAUGCGUGGGUUUCGUGUAAAGGGUCAGAACUGGAGUGCGAUGCUCUCAACGCACCAGAUGUGAGGAACUUCACGAUCCGUUUCCCCGAAACCGACGUGCCCGCCGAGGACACCACCUACAUCUGCAUGAUCUUCGACGUCCCCUCUGACCAGGACUACCACUACAUUGGAAGCAAGCCUCUCAUCGACAACGACAACGUCAUGCAUCACGUCGUAGUCUACGGCUGCUCUGACACAUCAGAGGAACUACCAACGGAACCAUACAAAUGUGGCAUGGAUGCUGGAAAGGGAUGCACAGCAGCUCUCGGAAGCUGGACAGUUGGGUCUCCUGGAGAAUGCCUUAAUGAUAACUUUGGACUAGUUUUUGGAAAAUCAAAAUACACUCGGAUUGCUCUGGAGUUUCACUGGAACAACCCGAACGAAGUGUCAGGCUGGAAGGACAGUUCAGGAAUGACGAUCUUUUACACCCCCAACUUACGAAAGAAUAAUGGCUCACUCAUGUCACUCGGACAGAUGAACCUAGCAAUCCCCCCUGGACAAUCAGAGGUCACGUUCAGAGGAGAAUGUACAUCUGAAUGCACACGAAAACUUAUGACAGAGCCCAUCUAUGUCCCAAUGGCUGGGAAUCAUAUGCAUUAUUUAGGCAGAUCAGCGUCCGUAGAACUGAGGCGAAAUGGACAAAGGGUCCAAUAUCUUACCAAUGAACCUGAGUUCAACUAUGACAAUCCUCGCUACUUCAAAUAUGACGAUCCAGUUGAGAUUCUUCCUGGAGAUAGCUUAGUGACCACCUGCACUUACCAGUCGACGUAUAAGAAUAAAUGGGUAUUCUACGGCGAUGGAACAUCAGAUGAAAUGUGCUUUGGCUUCCUUUGGUACUACCCAGAACAUGCUCUGAAGCAUGGCGUGUGUGUGUCGUGGAAGAGCAUCAAUUUGUGUGUGGGUGAGAGCCUCAUUGAGGAGAACUGCAACGUCUGGGAAUUUUUAUUUGAAUCCGAUCCUGAGUCGAAGGCGCUCUCAAACGCCUUACGAGACAACUGUAAUCUCCUGGCCAAUAUAUGCUCUCCCGAAUGCAAGAUGGCGGCAAUGGACAUCCUGAAACACCCUUGCUUAAGUGGAGGCGAUAUCUCAGACUAUGUCAGAAAUCUCAUGCGACAAUCCAAACAAGGGCUGGAGUUCCUCGGCAUGAUGACAAUAUGUGAUGUGAAUAAGAAUGACUUUACCUAUCCCCACACUGGUGGCGCAGGAGCCCUUAUGGCCUCCCUGGCCUUGAUCUUCCUCGCGGUGAUCAUGGCUUAGAUUCAUAAGACACGUUGAGGUUUUAAUCCUUUCCAAACCUGUGACCUCGACAAAGUUUUUGCUUUUUUAUAAUUUAGUCUUUUUUAAAAUGUCAGCUUGCAUUUAAAGUCAGAUAUAGUACUAUUCUCGGUGUAUGGCAGUGUCAAUGAAAAUACCCCGGAAACAAAGUAUUCUUAUAUGUGCUCAAAGCAUAUCCCUGAGUGACGUGGAUGAGGCGCUAUAACAGUACUCUUAUUAUUAUUCAAGAUAUUCCGAAUAAUGGACACUUGCUGUUUGGAAAGUCUUAGUCAAGACCAACUAUUUCUUAUUAUACGUUUGGAUUGGCAGUUUUUGGAGGCGAAAAAAACUUCUGAAAUGCAUGAUGAUAUAUUUGAAAUGUAUGUACAUGUAAAUAUUAGCAAAUCAGUGUCUCACAUGAUGCUUUUAAGUUUAGUGAUUGUAAUCGAGGUUUAAAUCAACAAAGAUUCUAUUUUGCAUUAUAUUGAUAAUAAUUGUUUGAUCCAUCAUCAUUCCUAAUUCACUGUACAUGCAUACAAUAGAUGUAUCAAGCACUUAUACACAUCACACACACACACACAUAUAUAUAAAUAUAUAUAUUCAUAUAUUUGUGUGUGAACAUAAACAUACUGUUCAGUUACAAAAUGAGUGAACAGGGAAUCUUAGAUGUCAUAUCUACACAUAGUACUAUUUACACCUAUUCUGAUGUAUCCUUCUUUCUGUACUGUCGGUGACGUAACCUGGAGGUUAAGGCGUCGGUUUGUCUUGCUUCGAGUCUUACAUGGUUGUAAUAUUUGAAACUCGACUACCCCAAUCGCGCGCGCGCACGCGCGCGCACACACACACGCACACGCACACGCA
Molecule: messenger RNA, 2655 nt
Organism: Haliotis rubra (blacklip abalone)
Lineage: Eukaryota; Metazoa; Mollusca; Gastropoda; Lepetellida; Haliotidae
Product: DBH-like monooxygenase protein 1
Exons: 9
Coding region: 85-1797 (570 amino acids)
Molecular function (GO): dopamine beta-monooxygenase activity; copper ion binding
Source: RefSeq, a predicted model, not a curated record